Messenger RNA from Auanema sp. JU1783, 300 nucleotides. NCBI's taxonomy places the organism in Eukaryota, Metazoa, Nematoda, Chromadorea, Rhabditida, Rhabditidae. The record is from the annotation of a GenBank genome assembly.
AUGCAGACGAUCAAAUAUUGGCAAUUCCUCUUACUAGUUGUUUUCUUCGUUCUGCUGGGAAAUGUGUUUUCUAUGGAAGACGAUGAUCAACUAAUGGGAUGGAACAAGGCGCAUGGCUUAUGGGGGAAGCGUUCUAUUCCCACGGAUAUAUUUAAUAAACAAGAAAAGCGCCCAGAGAAUUGGUCAAAGCUUAACACGUUGUGGGGGAAGCGAUCCUCAAUACCCUACCACAAAUCUUAUUCAGACAACAACUUGAAGAGGCCAGAGAUGUGGCAAAUGAACAGCUUGUUCGGACGAUAG